AUGGACGUGGACGUGAACAUGGACGUGGACAUGGACGUGGACGUGGACAUGGACGUGGACAUGGACGUGGACAUGGACGUGGACGUGGACAUGGACGUGGACAUGGACGUGGACAUGGACGUGGACAUGGACAUGGACGUGGACAUGGACGUGGACAUGGACGUGGACAUGGACGUGGACGUGGACGUGGGCGUGGACGUGGACGUGGACGUGGACAUGGACGUGGACGUGGACGUGGAGGACUUGGACGUGGAGAUGGACGUUGACGUGGACGUGGACGUGGACGUGGACAUGGACGUGGACGUGGACAUGGACGUGGACAUGGACGUGGACAUGGACGUGGACAUCUACGUGGACGUCGACGUGGAAGUGGACGUGGACGUGGAGAACUUGGACGUGGACAUGGACGUGGACAUGGACGUGGACGUGGAUGUGGACGAAGACAUGGUCGUGGAUGUGGACGUGGACGUGGACGUGGACGUGGACAUGGACUUAGACGUGGACGUGGACGUGGACGUGGACAUGGACGUGGUCGUGGACGUGGACGUGGUCGUGGACAUGGACGUGGACGUGGACAUGGACGUGGACGUGGACGUGGACGUAGACAUGGACGUGGACCUGGACGUGGACGAGGACGUGGACGUGGACAUGGACGUGGACGUGGACGUAGACAGGGACAUGGACUUGGACAUGGACGUGGACGUGGACAUGGACGUGGACGUGGACAUGGACAUGGACAUGGACGUGGACGUGAACGUGGACGUGGACAUAGACGUGGACGUGGACGUGGACAUGGACAUGGACACAUGA
Molecule: messenger RNA, 810 nt
Organism: Closterium sp. NIES-65
Lineage: Eukaryota; Viridiplantae; Streptophyta; Zygnematophyceae; Desmidiales; Closteriaceae
Source: the annotation of a GenBank genome assembly